AUGUUUUACCAGCCGGGCAAGGAGGAUCAUGGACUCCCGUAUGAUCCAUUCAAGGCAUGCGUCAUCCCCCGCCCCAUAGGCUGGAUAUCUACCCUCUCCCCCUCGGGCAUCGCAAACCUAGCCCCCUACUCCCAAUUCAAUAACCUCACCUUCGAUCCCCCAUAUAUAAUGUUCAGCGCCAACCAAACGCCCACGCACUCUCAAAAAGACACAGUCCGCAAUGUUGAAGCCACCGGCAAGUUUAUUUGGAACCUAGCGACUUACGAACUGAGAGACGCCGUAAACACGAGUGCAGUUCAAGAAGCCUAUGGCGUUGAUGAGUUUGAGAAAGCGGGGCUGGAGAAAGAAGACAGUAGAUUGAGUGCCGUAAUGAUUGAUGGUGGGGAAAGGGAGAUUAAGAUUCCAAUGGUGAAGCGCAGUCCAGUCAAGUUUGAAUGCGAACACUAUAGCACGCUCCGGCUUCCAGGCAAUCCGCCCAUGGGUUCUGCCGACGUGGUCAUUGGUAGAGUUGUGGGCGUGCAUAUUAAUGAGCGCGUGUUGACAGAUGGCAAGAUUGAUGUCAAGAAGACGGAGCCGAUUGCCAGAUGUGGUUAUUACGAGUAUGCGGUUGUGAGAGACGUAUUUGAGAUGAAAAUUCCGGGUGAGGAUAAGGCACUCAUGGCGGGAUUAGAGGGGAGCUCGAGUAAGAACAAGGAAAUGAGCAGGAAUGGGAUCUUGUAG
This is a messenger RNA of Pyrenophora tritici-repentis Pt-1C-BFP, 720 nucleotides long. Its product is annotated as Flavin-Reduct domain containing protein. NCBI's taxonomy places the organism in Eukaryota, Fungi, Ascomycota, Dothideomycetes, Pleosporales, Pleosporaceae. The record is from RefSeq and is a predicted model, not a curated record. Gene Ontology annotation, molecular function: FMN binding.